AUGCAAACAUCAACCCGCCCACACCUCCACACCCUCGCCCACCGCGGCACAAUCCAAGGUCUCACCAUCACAUCCACUCAAUCCUCCACCGACCUGUGCCACUACUUCGGCGGCGUCCGCUAUGCUCUGCCCCCACUGCAGCGCUGGCGUCGUGCCCGCCGACUCCCUUCUACAUUCACCUACGGCAGCAAAGAUGCCCCCGGUCGAUGUGAGACUGGUGCGGGGUUGUGUCCGCAACCGGGGUUUUUGAAUCUUUCGCCCGUGAAUGAGGAUGCUUGGACGGAGGAUUGUUUUCAGUGUAAUGUUUGGGUGCCGGUUGGGGAGGUGCCGAGGGGGGGGAUGGCCUUAUACCAUGUCUUUCUUCUUCCAUUGGUCCGACGGGUCAAUUUUCUUGUUUUUACUGUGGUUGGUAUAAAGGCUGACUGGUGGGCUGUUGUAGAUGGAGGCUGGUUGCAGUUUGGCUCGCCCAAUGGCUUCAAUGCGGCGGCGUUGCUGGGCGAGACGGAUUUCAAGUGUGUGAUUGUUAUGCCUGCGUAUCGGGUGAAUCUGUUUGGAUUCUUGUACUCGGCGGAACUCGAGCAGGAUGCUGCGGCCGUGGGGGAGACCGUUGGUAACCAUGGAUUCUGGGAUCAGCGGUUGGCGAUGGAGUGGACCAAGGAGAAUGUGCAUUUGUUCGGGGGCAAUCCGGAUAAUAUCACCAUCUCGGGGUAUUCUGCUGGUGCAAACUCCGUCUUCCACCAAUUGGCCUACGACCUCCGUCAACCAGACGACAAGGCCAUCGUCCGCCAGGCAUGCAUCUUCUCCAACUCCCCAGCAGUCCAACCCAAAUCCCCAGCAGAAACACAACUCCAAUUCGACCAGCUCCUCUCCGCACUAAACAUCCCCCUAACACUCUCCGGCAACGAAAAACUCGCCCGUCUCCGCGCCCUCCCACCAAGACAACUCCUUGACGCAAUCAAUUCCAUCGAAAUCCACCAAUUCCGCCCGACAACCGACAACGGCUUCAUCCUCCCCAAUCUCUUCACUUCCCUCGACAACGGCGACUUUGCCCGGAAACUCCUCUCCCGCAACGUCAGACUCCUCCUCGGCGAAUGCGCAGACGAACACUUCCUCUACAGCGUCUGGUAUCCACCAAAGGAAAACACCCUAGAUGCUCUCCGCACAAGACUCAUCGCCGAUUACCCCGAGCGAAUCGUCGAUGCCGUCUUGCCCUUGCACUACCCGACGAAAUCCCUGCCGCCGAAUUGCCAGAACUGGACACCCGAUGCUUGGGGCCGGAUCUAUGCUGAUAUGCAGGUGUACCACAUGCAGCGCGGCCUGAUCCACGCUCUUACCGAUAACACCGCUGGCGUCGAUGCGUCGCGGUUAAUCUACCGGUAUCGGAUUGAGUUCCGGGCCAAGUGUAUUGAGAAGGGGAUCCCGUUGGAGUGGGGAGUCACGCACUCGUCGGAUUAUCCGUUGUGGUUCUGGGGCAAUGGGGAUGUUUUGACGGAGGAUGAGAAGAGGAGUACUGAGAAGGCGUUUAUUGGGCCGUUGGGUCGGUUUGUGAAGGGUGUGCAGGUGGGGAGUGAUGGGUUUGGAUGGGGCACUAGUGGGAAGGGGGUUAGGGUGUUGAGGGCUGAUGGGGAGGUGGAGAUUCGGGGGGAUGAGCUUUGGGAGGAGGGUGUUAAGGUGUGGAAGGCUUUGAGGGAUGUGGGUGAGAAGGCUAAGUUGUGA
Penicillium cataractarum is the source of this 1716-nucleotide messenger RNA. RefSeq names its product putative carboxylesterase. NCBI's taxonomy places the organism in Eukaryota, Fungi, Ascomycota, Eurotiomycetes, Eurotiales, Aspergillaceae. The record is from RefSeq and is a predicted model, not a curated record. The transcript is spliced from 3 exons. The coding region runs from base 1 to 1716 and encodes 571 amino acids.